AUGCCUGCUCGACACAUCUAUGCGCUCAUUGCGCCGGCUUGGGGCCAUGCACUGCCUUACAUCCAUCUCACGGGUCGAAUGUUGGCUUCAGAUCCAGAGUUGGUUGUGACGAUUGUGCAGCACAACAACCUCAUCCCCCAGAUGUUGAAGGAGCUCGAGACGUGUUCUUAUGAUACGAGCAGGCUGCAGAUCGAGGGCGUAGGAGACAAAGCCAUCAAAUUCUCGCCAGUCGUGGUGGGAAACAUGCUCCAUCAGCUCACAGCUGGAUGGCUUGAGCUCCUCGCAAAGGCUGUCUCCGGAGAAUCAACCUGGCCCAAGCCUAAAACGCUGCAUAUGGACUUCUUUGGAGGGGGCUUUGUUGUGAAGGAGUCGAAAACGUUGUUGGGACCAGACGGGAAACUGCUGAUGUGGUGUUCCACCGGGAUCACGACUUGCGUUGACUAUUUCAGCGAAUACGAUUUCGCUGGAAUUGCCAGGAAGAUUUACGACGACGACAGCAAACGAGCAGGGAGGACGAUGGAGGAGAUCCUCGGUGAUGUCGUGUGUGCCCUAAAUGGAAGCGACAGACUCGACGGUCGCAUUCUCGAGAUCGCCGGUGCAGUGAAGAUCUAUGAUCAUGAGCAUAUCGCACAGGGCGCGGGAUCACCGCGAGAACUCGCCCCCGUUUUGAUAGCCACGCAAGAGCUUGCUCGGUUGGCCGACGGGUUCUUUUCCCCGACUAGCGUAGCUUUGGAACCGCUGACAGCUGCUUUCUGUCGCAACUACUUCGAGCAGCGUGGGCAAGAGGUAUUCCUCGUCGGCCCUCAGAUGCACGAUGAUGAAUGGGAGGCCCCGUCAGCCGGUCCGGGUCCCAGCGAUGAGAGGGUGAAGACCUUUUUGGAUGAUGCGCGGAGGAAAUUCGGGCCGAAGUCCGUGUUGUACAUCUCGUUCGGGUCGAUGUACUUCCCCGUGGAAACGCCCCAUCUUGUCGAGGUGAUGAUCGACGUGCUGCUUCGUCUCGAAAGUCCAAUCCCCUUUAUUUUUGUCUUGGCUGGCGCGAUGGCUGCCUUGCCGGAGGAGACCAUCGAUCGUAUUCGCACCAGCGGCAGAGGACUCGUCUGUGCGCACUGGGUCGACCAGAAAGCCAUUCUAAAGAGUGGCACAAUCGGCUGGUUCUUGACUCAUGGCGGUUACAAUUCGUUGACCGAGGCGUUGAGUCAAGCCAUCCCGCUCCUCUUCUGGCCGAUCGGCGCAGAGCAAGCUGUCAAUGCGGCAAUCCUAUCCACAGGUCCACGUCCCAUCGGAAUCGAGCUCUUCCAGAUUCGAGCCGGUACCCAACUCGGGCCUUCCCUGCGCCCCGAAGCACCCGAGAUCACCGGAACAGCUGAAGACGCAAAGUCUGAGUUUGAAAGCGUGUUCAGCGAUCUUAGAGGAUCGAGGGGUGCAACCUUGACACAGAAUGCUGUCCACGUCGGGGAUCUGUGGCGGGAACAGAGGGUCAACGAGGAGUCUGCGCAAGAAAUUGCUAGGCUUGCAUUAUUUUAAAUCAGACGAUUGUUUUUUCUCUGUUAGAAAGAGACAAACGUUGCUCUCAGUUGGGGUUUGGACCAAAACCCACUUCAAGCAAUUUUGUUUCUUUGGGCAAGUUUUCAUUUCUCGAUAACACUUCAUGAUGUUCAAGUAUCCAAAAUGGAAUAAACUUUCUUG
Molecule: messenger RNA, 1686 nt
Organism: Mycena citricolor
Lineage: Eukaryota; Fungi; Basidiomycota; Agaricomycetes; Agaricales; Mycenaceae
Source: the annotation of a GenBank genome assembly